Messenger RNA from Paramisgurnus dabryanus, 3797 nucleotides. RefSeq names its product matrix metallopeptidase 15a (gene mmp15a). NCBI's taxonomy places the organism in Eukaryota, Metazoa, Chordata, Actinopteri, Cypriniformes, Cobitidae. Gene Ontology annotation, biological process: collagen catabolic process; extracellular matrix organization; proteolysis. The record is from RefSeq and is a predicted model, not a curated record. Gene Ontology annotation, molecular function: metalloendopeptidase activity; zinc ion binding. Gene Ontology annotation, cellular component: extracellular matrix.
CUCACUACUUCCAGAUGGAUUUAACCGGGUGACACAUCAAUACGAUGCAGCCAACUAUCAAGUAUUGUUUUUCUACAAUAUAGCGCUUAGAUAGCCAGUUCAGGCCAACAAUACAGUAUAGUUUUGAACGACGGAGUGUACAAGCCACUGGAGACGAUUUCAAGUGAACAAUCGCGUUUUUGAAUGCGACACACUUUGACUGGAUUUAUAAAGUGUCGAGGACAACUGUGAUUUUACGCGUAACUAUGUAACUGAUUAAGAGAAAUCAAGUUGGUCAAUUUGUGGGUCCGAGGAGGGAAAUGAUCGUGUUUUGACAUAUCAGGUUGUGAUUUAGCAUACAUUUCUGGUGGAAGAAGCGUGUCUGUACUGUAUUUCUAAGUUGUGCGGUUGUCCCGGUCGGGCGCAGAGAGCGAGAGAUGUCAGCCCGCAGGAGCAGCAGCUCUUGUCGGUCACUCAGGACGAUUUUUCUCCUGCUGUUUGUCAACAUUGCCGGAGCAGCUGCUGAAGAUGAUGAAUUCAACGCUGAGUCCUGGCUAAGGACCUAUGGCUACCUGUCCCAGGCGAGCCGACAGAUGUCCACCAUGCAGUCAGCGCAGAUCCUUUCUAGUGCUAUUAAAGAUAUGCAACGCUUCUAUGGCUUGGAGGUUACCGGACUGAUGGACAUGGAUACUCUCAAAGCCAUGCGAAGACCUCGGUGUGGGGUGCCUGAUCGUUUUGAGGAGUCAACUGAAGGAGUCUCACGACGCAAACGUUUUGCCGUUACUGGUCACAAGUGGGACCAGGAAAAGCUCACCUACAGUAUCCAGAACCACUCACCAAAGGUUGGCCAGGAGCAGACGUACGAGGCUAUUCGCAGAGCCUUUCAGGUUUGGCAGGAGGUUACGCCUCUGCGGUUUGAGGAGGUCCCGUACCACGAGAUAAAAAAUGGAAGUGAAGGUCCUGACAUAAUACUGCUGUUCGCUUCUGGAUAUCACGGUGAUAUGUCUCUAUUCGAUGGGGAAGGAGGUUCUCUGGCACAUGCUUUUUUCCCCGGUCCCGGAAUGGGGGGAGACACACAUUUCGACGUAGACGAACCGUGGACCCUAAACCAACGGGAGGGCUCAGGAGUUGACUUGUUUCUGGUUGCGGUUCAUGAGUUGGGUCACGCGCUGGGGUUGGAGCACUCCAAUGACCCCUCCGCCAUUAUGGCGCCGUUCUACCAGUGGUUGGACACUAAACACUUCUCAUUGGCUGAGGAUGACAUCAAAGGCAUUCACCAGAUUUAUGGGCCUCCAGAGAUAAUCACCACUCAAGCAAUGACCACCACAGUCCUGCCAUCAACCACUCCUAAUCCAGAUCCCACCACCACGGUGGCCCAUCCGAGAACAACCAGGCCUUCGCUGCGACCCACCAAACCUUGGGUGCCUCCGGUUAAUCCCACCAGGAGGACCUACAGACCCCGGCCGACACAGCAAUCAGAUCAGGAUCCACCUGACAUAUGCGAGGGGGGCUUUGACACGGUCACCAUGCUUAGAGGGGAGAUGUUUGUCUUUAAGGGUCGGUGGUUCUGGAGGGUUAGGAGAAACCGCGUUUUGGAUAAUUAUCCAAUGCCUAUCUCCUUCUUCUGGAUGGGGCUUCCUGAGGACAUAGAUGCUGCAUAUGAACGUCACGAUGGGAAAUUUGUAUUCUUUAAAGGAAGUAAAUACUGGCUUUUUAGAGAAGCGGACGUGGAGCCUGGAUACCCUCAGGACUUGUUUCGUUAUGGUCAGGGAAUGCCUGACAGAGUGGACACGGCUGUGUGGUGGGAACCAUCUGGAUUUACCUACUUCUUUAAAGGAGACAGAUAUUGGCGGUUUAAUGAAGAAUCUCGUGCCGUGGAUAAAGAGUACCCUAAACCAGUGAGCGUUUGGGGGGCUGUCCCUAGCUCCCCAAAGGGGGUUUUUCUCAGCGAUGAUGGAGUCUUCACUUACUUCUACAAAGACACUAAAUACUGGAGAUUUGACAACAGGCGAAUGAAAGUAGAUGCUGGAUAUCCCAGAUCUAUCUUGAACGAUUUCAUGGGCUGCCGAGUGCACUUUGAUCCAGAAACAGACGUAAAGCCUGACCACAGGCAGCCAGAGACUACAAACAAAGAUCAAGAUGACUCCAAAAAUAAUGAGGAUGUUGUUGAGGAUCGUGAUGGAAGUGACGAUGAUGAUGAGAAAAAGGUAGACGUUGUUCUGAGGGUGAAUGAGACCGAUGAGCACAUCAUGACGCUCAUCUUGGUGACAGUGCCGCUAGUGCUGGUGCUCUGCAUUCUGGGAGUUAUCUAUGUCAUCAUCACAACGCUUCAGAAGAAAGAGACACCUAAAAUGUUUGUUCACUGCAAAAGGUCCCUGCAGCAAUGGGUCUGAUAGACUAACACACAUUAGCUCUGUUUCAGAACGUAGUGAGCUGCCUAUAGAGACGGCAAAUAUAAAUGCCACGUUGCUUUUAAAGAUUUAUUUGCCCAAAACUAAAGCACUUGGUUUAGACUUAAACUAACUUAAAUGUAGAUCCCUAUGAAGGCAGCAUAUAGCAAGGUCACUUACUAGUCUUUAAAACAGAGCUACUUUCACUGCCCUAUAGAUGAUAAGUAUGCAGAUGUGCUUUUUAUAAGAGAUACACUUUGUUUGUUCUUUUAUGGUGCUUGUCCAAUCAAACCUUUUGAAAAUUUGCACUUUUUAUGGUCAUUUCAUGUUGUGGUUCUUCUCUGUGUGUGUUUUCCUGUUGAGCCCGGACGUUUUUGGAUGUAUAAAAAGCUUAGAUCAGGAAAUUUUUUUCUUAUCCUCUGUAAAUGACGGAGGAAACCACAAAAUCUGCUUCAAGGUCUUGCAGACAGCAGAGGGUUAAACGAAAGCGAUGUUUAAUAAGUUGCCUCGCACACAUUUAAGAGGGUUUAUGAUCUGUUCCCCGUGGAGCCCGGCCUGGCUUGCAUUACACAGAUGUUGCUGAUUUUGGACUUUAUGUAAAGGAGGAAUAAGAGGGGGAUGGAGGCUUGAGCCAGCCAGCAUUUCCUCUGCUUGAUUUCCAUUGAACGUGCCAAAGAGAAAGAGGAGGAGAAUAAAACGAAGGCGUGACUUUACUGUCACCGUGACCUACAUUCGUUUACCCCUCAUGCUUUCUCCCCCUUCAAAGAAAAGUUUCUUUUCCUAUGGGACUCCACUAUGGGUUUCUUCGCCCGGCUCCAAGACAUCUCCCCCAACCCUAAAGUCUUUGUUUAUGAGAGUCAUUCCAGGAUUCGGGAUUCUGUCCAUCUGUGCCUUAAUAGUGCAGAUUAUCACCGCUGAACAGUUUUGGAAAUGCCCUGCUUUGUUUUUACUGACCAUGAGCCUAAGGAUUACCUUGCAGUUCCACAAACGUUCAGAUACAAUUGGCUUACAAUUUUUUUCUGAAGUUUUACAAGUUGCCUUUGAAGGGAUAGUUCACCCUUUGUUAUUAACUCUGCAUGUCAUUUCAAAUCAACAUUAUUGCAUUUUCCAUAAAAGAAAUAUAGUCAGGUUUUGAAAGAAAAGAAGAUAAAAUGCCAAGUUCGAUUUUGGGUGAACUAAUUUGUUUUAACGUAUCAAACCUGUGUCUUUUGUAUUGUCAAUAUGAAUGUGUUUUUUUAUCUAGUUCAGGUGUUUUAUUAAUGUAGCCCUUGGGAGUUAAGAAACUCUCACAUGACAAUUUUGUGUUUUAUUUGAUUUUAGACAUUUUAUAUUAACAGUUGAGUAAAUCAUGCAGGGCAUGUAUUGCUUUUGUCCACCAAUAUUAUCUGGUAUGUAGCUUGCUCAAUAAAAUACAGAUGCGUAUACAGA